Acytostelium subglobosum LB1 is the source of this 1836-nucleotide messenger RNA. RefSeq lists its product as hypothetical. Gene Ontology annotation, molecular function: protein kinase binding. The coding region runs from base 1 to 1836 and encodes 611 amino acids. The record is from RefSeq and is a predicted model, not a curated record. Gene Ontology annotation, biological process: regulation of cyclin-dependent protein serine/threonine kinase activity. NCBI's taxonomy places the organism in Eukaryota, Evosea, Eumycetozoa, Acytosteliales, Acytosteliaceae. The transcript has a single exon.
AUGGAUGACCCAUUGCCAGCAGGUCUACCUUCAUCUAUAUCAGCCCCCUCACUACUAUCGAUUCAAAAGUCAGACCAACCAUUCAAGUCAACACCAACUAAUAGUGGUCGAGAGUCAGCACAUGUAAAGCAUAGAAGUGGUGGUAGUGGCAGUGGUAGUGGCAGUGGUAGUGCAGGCAAGGCAAGGAAGAACAUAUAUAAUAACAGCAGCGGUAGCAGCAGUAAUAACAAUAGCAGCAGUAAUAGCAAUAGCAAGCAUAAUAAUAAUAACAAGUCAGAUUAUAAGCAGUCUGGCUCAUCAUCAUCAUCAUCAUCUUGUAUUUAUAGUAACACUCAACAACAACAACAACAACAACCGAGAUAUAAUGUCAGUGGCAGUAAUAGUAGCAGGCAUCAUUCAUCUCGUAGGAAUAAUAGAUCAAGUGUUGACAGCAUAACUACUCUCUUGGAUAAGUCGAUAUCGAUAUCAUCGGCAGAGACAGUACAACAGCAGCAACAACAACAACAACAACAACAACAACAAUCAUCAGCAUCAGCAACACCUGAACCACAACCACAACAAUCGCAAUCACAACAAACAACUACAACAACAUCAUCGUCAACAACAACACCAACUAUCAAUGAUGAACAAGCUGGUGGAUCAACAUCGUCAUCAACUUCAAUGGCGGCCGCAUCAUCUAGUGUGGCCGACGUUGCAAAGAAACAAACAUCGACUAUUGACUUUAAUCCAAUUGUAAUGGAUGAAGAGUCGCUCAACUCUUAUGUUCCCCUGCUCCAAACCAUUGCCUCGCAGAUUGAGGAGCGUCUGGAACCGGUCGAGUCGAUCGUCCUGGACGACACGGCCGACGCCUACGCAAUCUUUGAUGCCGAUCAGCUGCCCACGAUCUCAGUGUUCCAAUACCUGCGUCGCAUCCUCAAGUACACGACGUUCAAAGAAGAGAUAUUCAUCAUGUCUGUGAUCUAUCUCGACAGACUGAAGCGGUUGGUGCCGCCAUUGCAACUGCACAUUCUCAACAUCCAUCGUCUCAUUCUCACCAGUGCUCUCCUUUCCUCCAAGUACCAGAAUGAAAAGGUGCUGAGCAACGGAUACUACGCCCAGGUUGGCGGCAUUACCCAUGAUGAGAUGAAUGCACUGGAGCUCACACUUCUCGAUCUCUUCCAAUACAACCUCUUCAUUUCCAAAGAGGAGUACGACAGUUACCUAAACUCUGUUCAGCCAGCACUGGAUCACCUGUCUCAGAGGCAGGCUAUGGCCAUUGCCAAUGCACAACAACAACAACAGACGACAACCACAUCCACCACUACUUCACCUUCACCAUCACCAUCGCCACCUUCAUCAUCAGGUGGAAAUGGGGGAUGCCAGGAGUCAUCGCCAAUGCCAUCACCUCCUCAUCCCAAUCCAAACAAUGCAUCAUCGACUACACCUCCACAAUCAUCCAAGACACAUAGCAACAAUGAUAGGGCUUUCCGACAAAAGUCCUACAGUAACAACAACAACAGCUUUGCCCAGACAAUCCAUCGAGCAAGGCCACUUCACAAUGCCAACUAUAACACUUAUCCACAACCUCAACAUAUAAACAACCAUCACCAUCAACAACAACAACAUCCAAACAUAUAUUAUAACAAUAACAACAACUAUAUAGACAAUAACAACAACAACAAUUAUAACAAUAUUGUAUAUCAGCAACAACAACAAUACUAUCCAAUGUACCAUCAACGAUCAUCAGAAAUGUACCAUCCGCACGGCCAGCCUGUAACCGGACAUGGUGGCGCUGCAGGAUGGGUGUACUAUCCAAACGCUCCGUACCCUGCGUACGACCCAUCGUCCAGAUACUAG